Molecule: messenger RNA, 987 nt
Organism: Diospyros lotus (date-plum)
Lineage: Eukaryota; Viridiplantae; Streptophyta; Magnoliopsida; Ericales; Ebenaceae
Exons: 2
Coding region: 1-987 (328 amino acids)
Molecular function (GO): zinc ion binding; nucleic acid binding
Source: RefSeq, a predicted model, not a curated record
AUGGAUCUCAGCGAGCGAGAUGAAAGUGACAGUAGUAGCAGUCAUCAUAGCCGUUCUGCGAAUCGUGUCACAAACGAUGGACGACAAGAGGAGCGAUCAGGUCCUAGUGAGAAUAGAUUUGAUCGAAUGGAAAGAAUCUUAGAAGGCAUGCUGACACAUGUAACGAGGAACGAGCCAUCGAGGCAUACAACUCAUGUGUUGGAUCAGUAUCGCCGACAGAGACCCCCAGUGUUCAGGGGAAAAGCAGAAGACGACCCCUGCAUGGCGGAAUACUGGAUGGAGCAAACCGAGAAGCUGCUCCAACAUUUGCAGUGCAGUGACGAAGAUAAGGUCAACUGUGCUACAUUCAUGCUUGAGGAAGACGCUGCACGAUGGUGGCAAUCAGCCCAGCGAGCUUUGCAAAGGACACCUAGGCAAGUGGAACAAGAUCCAAGGCCAAGGCAAGCUCAACCUAAAGCCCAGAAAUUUGUGGGUGGAUUGAAAGUAGGACUGCAGCAAGCUCUUAGCUCGUGGACUUUGGACACCUACAAUGAGGCAUUGCAUAGAGCCUUAUCCACUGAGACUAAUCUACUACGAGUUAGUUUGAUUCGAUCGGAUGAGAAGAAGAAAGAUCCGAAAGGUGGGGAGCAUAAAUCAGAUGGAAGGAACUCCAAAAGCAAUGAGCCAUGUUCUCGAUGUGGCAAGGUACACUCCGGGAAACAAUGUUUCCAAGGACAUAUUCGAUGUUUUUCGUGUGGUGAAGAGGGACACAAGCAAAAUGAUUGUCCUAAGAAUAAAGAGGCACCACCAACCGGGAAUCGAAUGAGGAUUACAUGUUUUUCGUGUCAACAACCUGGUCACUACUCGAGCGAAUGUCCAAAGAGGCAGAAGGUGGAACAAAUGGGAAAAGCAAACGAGGCUCAAAAACCUCGCCCUGGACGAGUUUUCUACCUGUCAAAGGAUGACGACGAUAUCUACUGGACAAAAGAGAAAGGUACGUCGAGUUAA